Molecule: messenger RNA, 822 nt
Organism: Salpingoeca rosetta
Lineage: Eukaryota; Choanoflagellata; Craspedida; Salpingoecidae
Exons: 6
Coding region: 1-822 (273 amino acids)
Source: RefSeq, a predicted model, not a curated record
AUGGUUCGACGUGCAUCGAUGUGCCGCAGAGACAUCAAGCCCUGGCGCAGGUGCGUGUACGAUGACUUCUUCGUCACCAACGAGGGCAGGAACCAGGCCAUCCAAGCAGCAGAGGGCAGCAGCAUCGCGUGCGUGCUGGUCGACAACACAAAUGACCGCAUCUCGUUCAGGGAGCCGCGCACGCCGCUCAAUGACGCCGCGUUCCAGGCAUUCGCAGACGUUGCACGCCCCCGCCCCAUAUCCUUCAGCCUCGAGACGCUGCAGUACACGCCGGAGGAGGCCAUCUUCAUCCCGCCACGCAACACCAUCCCACGCCAAGACCCUUUCCCCUUUUACGUCACGAAGGGGGGUGCACCACGCAAUCCAACGCGCGUCUUUGCGUCCGCGCCAGGCACGUGCACCCGCAUCAUCCCAGCGGCAGACGAUGCCGAGCGUGUUCGGGCGAUGUGCAGUCCUGGUGGCGACCUUGAUGUACCGGUCCCGACAGACGCCGCGGUCCUUGCAACAUACACAGGCAUCACAACCAACAUCCAAAUCAUUUACAGUGGAUGUGAUGGUGAUUGCACCAUCCGUUACAACGCAUCCACCCAACGCUGCAUCAACGCUGUGCAAAAGGUCGAGUACACCAUCCAGCUUGGCCUCACUACCAUCUCCUCCCUCAAUGUUGCCGUGACCGUCGCUUCCUUUGACGCCUCGGCUACACUUCACUUGUCACCUUGGUACGGGCCCAAGCGAAACUACGACAGGGUGUUGCUCAAGAACACGCAGCAGGAAAACAGCAGAAAGCGUCGCGAACGCCGUGGACUUGGCGAUUGCCAGUGA